This is a messenger RNA of Aspergillus pseudonomiae, 1579 nucleotides long. RefSeq names its product t-SNARE syntaxin TLG2. The coding region runs from base 259 to 1434 and encodes 391 amino acids. The transcript is spliced from 4 exons. Gene Ontology annotation, molecular function: SNARE binding; SNAP receptor activity. Gene Ontology annotation, biological process: vesicle-mediated transport; vesicle fusion; intracellular protein transport. The record is from RefSeq and is a predicted model, not a curated record. Lineage: Eukaryota; Fungi; Ascomycota; Eurotiomycetes; Eurotiales; Aspergillaceae. Gene Ontology annotation, cellular component: SNARE complex; membrane; endomembrane system.
GACAUCUGCCCCUUCACGUGGGCCGUCGCCGGAGAUCGAGCUACGGAAGUAUUGAUGGUUAGUAUCUAUAGGAUGAACAGUACUGCUUUUUAUGACUCUACGCCCGUUGCGAACCGGAGCGCCCCUUUCUCAUACUCGGUCUAGGCUUGCGGCGAACGACUACCCAAAUCCAUUGACCGACGAUGACCAAGACUGCCUAAAGGACACACUCCGUCGAGAAGAUAACCGCAAGGGAACCCAGAACUCCGCCCUUUCACAAUGUGGCGCGAUCGUACGAAUUUAUAUAUCUCCUAUCGUCAAUCAUUCGCGCAUCAUCCGGCCAAGAAACCUCGCUAUAUCGGAGCAUCCAAUGGCUUCUCCGAUUCACUAUCACAACCAGAGGAAAGCCGCAGACUUAUAUCGGAAUCAGGAGGACUAGAUGAUGAUGGCGAUGCAAUUAUCGAGAUGGAUGUGCUUCCCCCGCGGUGGGUCGACGUGCAGGAAGAGGUGACAGAGUUACUUGCCGACAUUGCGCAGAAGUCCGCCCAAUUGGAUAAGCUACACCAGAAACACCUUCUACCAGGGUUCGGGGACGAAGAAGUAAGGAAACAAGAUGAAAGCAUUAUCGAGCGGCUCACACAGGAGAUCACGCGCUCCUUCCAUGAAUGCCAGAAGGCGGUCCAGAAGGUUGAGUUGAUGGUACGUGACGCAAAACAACAAGGUGGUGUAAGUAGUGGUGAUGAAACUAUGGCCAAAAAUAUUCAAAUAUCUCUUGCUUCACGAGUUCAAGAGGCAAGUGCUCGGUUCAGGAAGAAACAAAGCACAUACUUAAAGAAAUUGCGGGGGCUGGAGGGUGCAGCGAACCCUUUUGAACGAUCUCCAACACCUGUACAAAAUCCUUAUACGGAUCCCUCUUUGAUGGAAUCCGAUGCAGACAAGUCCUUUUCGCAGACAACUCUGAUGCAAACAUCACAGCGGCUCAGGGGAGAGAAUGACGCCGCCAUAAUGCAGCGAGAAAGGGAAAUCAAUGAUAUCGCCAAAGGUAUUAUUGAGCUAUCAGACAUAUUCCGCGAACUUCAAGCAAUGGUCAUCGACCAAGGUACCAUGCUGGACCGGAUAGACUAUAAUGUUGAGAAAAUGAAUACAGAAGUUAAAGCUGCUGAUAAGGAACUCAAAGUGGCCACUAAUUACCAGCGGCGUACAACGAAGCGCAAAAUCCUUCUAUUAUUGGUUAUUAUUGUCGCAGGAUUGUUCAUCAUACUUCUGGUCAAACCAAAACGACAUGCUAGUAGUUCGCCAGCUCCUGCUCCAGACACCCCACAGCAACCUCCAUCGAACGAACAUCCACCUGUGGUCUCUCCCCGAACCUUCGAAACUGUCUAUCGACGGAAGAGGCGCCCGUCCUUGGCUCCUGCUGCACGAAGCAAAUGGAUGGAUCCGGACAUACACCGAUAGCUCUAGCCAUUAACAGAUACCAUGAUAGUAAUUCAUAAUUUAAGUCAAAUGAGUGUUGCAAUAGAAUGUCACAACAAGGUACAUGCAAGGUAAAUAUUCGAUACGGAGCAGUAGCUACUAACCUAGUAUAACAACAAAGGUAUAU